ACGAGGAAAUGUGAGGAAAGCGCCGAUGAUCGCCGCCUCCUCGGCACGUACACAGGCUCCCUGCUCGGCUCCCGGCUCCCGGCUCCCAGACCUCCGGACGGGUUUGUGCGGACAUGAAGCUGCUGGUCCUGCUGGUCCUCCUCCUGCAGGCGUCCCGGUCUGCGGACAGCAGGUGUUUCUGUCAGGUCACAGGUGAUCUGGAGGACUGCGCAUGUGAUGUAGAAACCAUCGACGGAUUCAACAACGAUCAGCUUUUCCCCAAACUCCAGACUCUGCUGGAGUCCGACUAUUUCCGCUUCUACAAGGUGAACCUGAAUAAACCGUGUCCCUUCUGGAAGGUCCAGAGUCACUGUGGUCUGAAGCUGUGCGCCGUGCAGCCCUGCUCUCCGAACGAGGUGCCCGAGGGAAUCCGGUCGCCCUCCCACAACAAGUAUUCAGCAGAGGCCAACGACAAUCAGGACACAUGUGAGCAGGAGAAACACCUGGGAGCGGUCGACGUCUCACUGAGUAACGAGACCAGAGAGGCUCUGCUCAGCUGGAGCAAACACGACGACGAGGCGGAGCGCUUCUGCGUGGUCGACGACGAGGAGUCGCCGGACUCUCAGUAUGUGGACCUGCUCCUGAACCCGGAGCGCUACACGGGCUACAAAGGACCGGAGGCCUGGCAGAUCUGGAACAGCAUCUAUGAGGAGAACUGCUUCAAACCGUCCACCAUCCAGCGGCCUCUCAUCCCCGGAUUGUUUCAGAGCAGCUCAGGAAAUGAAGCGAAGAGCUUCUACAACUGGCUGGAAGGUCAGUGUGUGGAGAAGAGAGCGUUCUACAGGCUCAUCUCCGGCCUUCACGCCAGCAUCAACAUCCACCUGAGUGCCAGAUACCUGCUGGACGACAGCUGGUUCCAGAGGAAGUGGGGACACAACGUGACGGAGUUCAGACAGCGCUUCGACUCCGAGCUGACGGCCGGCGAGGGGCCGAAGAGGCUCCGCAACCUGUACUUCCUGUACCUGAUCGAGCUGCGAGCGCUGGCCAAAGUGCUGCCGUUCUUCCAGCAGCCGUCCUUCAGGCUGUACACGGGCAGACCGGCCGAGGACCAGAAGCACAAAGAGCUGCUGCUGGACAUCCUGCAGCAGGCCAGAAAUUUCCCUCUGCAUUUUGACGAGACGUCUCUCUUUACCGGGGAUGAAAUAGAAGGAGCCAAACUGAAGGAGGACAUCCGGCUGGCUUUCCUCAACAUCUCCCGGAUCAUGGACUGCGUCGGCUGCUUUAAGUGUCGUCUGUGGGGAAAACUGCAGACUCAGGGAUUAGGCACAGCGCUGAAGAUUUUAUUUUCCGAGCGGCAGAUUGAAGCUCUGAAGCCCAAAUCCAGCGGCGAGCGACCCAGUUUUCAGCUCAGCCGGCAGGAAAUCGUGUCCCUGCUCAACGCCUUUGGAAGGAUCUCUACAAGCAUCAGAGAGCUGAAGAACUUCAGAGCGUUGCUCGCAGAGGAGCGGUGAGUUUCGCCCGGAGGAGUCCGCCUUCAUCUUCGACUCCUCUGACGGGGUCAAAGUUCAAAUGAGCACAAACUGCUGCCUGUCCGAGUGUGUGAAGUCCUGCUAGAACUUGAAGAAAGAUCAGCUUUGAUUGGCUGAGAAACUUGUUUGUUUUUCUGUUUAAAAAAAGAAAAUCUUUUGUUUUGACCUGAAGUGAAGUUUUAAUUUGAUGGGAGUCACGCUUAAUGAUAUGAACGGUUGAAGCUGAAGAGACGUUUAAUAUAAAAACCUGUUUGGAAAGUUUCUUUGACCAAUGAAAUGACUUUAGAUUAUGUUCUUAUUCAGUUUGAUUCACUUAUCAGAGAUAUUUUUUGUGAUGACAUUUCUGUCCUGAGGAUGGCGCUGUUUGUACACUUGUAGUUUUUUUUCAUGUCCCUUUUAAUAGGAAAAAAAAAGGAAAAUGUUUUGUUUCCAAAAAGAAAUCACUGAUGAGAAAUAAAAUGUGUUUUAAUGGUUUUCUUUAAGUUCUCUACUUUUUCUUAACUCCAUGAUCUGGCUUAAUGGUGCCUUCAGUUGAUACAAAUUAAUAAUUGAAUGUAUUACGAUUGUAAAUGUAUUUUCCUUGUGAGGGAAGUUUUAAAGACCCAUUUAGUUCAUUUUUAGAUUAAUUUAUACUUCUCAAAUUAUAUUUAUGGACCAUUACAAGUUUAAUCUGGUUCAGCCUUCAUGUUAUGAUGAAUUGGUUUACAAUAUACACAAUGUUUGUCUUUUGGAAAUACAUUUAUUUUUAUCUGUAAUUAUAAAAUUGUGCAUGUGUGUCUGUGUACAUAUCUGUGCUUCAAGCUGCUCUCAUGAAAUGUUGAUGAAUGCACUUAAAAAUACUUCAUGGUUAGUAAUGGUUUCAUUUGGUCGACUCAUAGUUUGUGGAUUCCAUACGAAUUUUCCUCAUAAUUGGCAAGUUAAUUGAUAGUUUCAGCUUGAAUUGGUAUUAUUUCAAAUUGAUCUGACCUGCUUUAGUGAUUUCUGCACAAAUGUAUUCAUUAAUGUGCUGGUUGAGUUGAUUUAUGGUUUCAUUCUGCUUAUACACAGCAGUGUGUGCAUUGCAUAACUAUUCACAACUGUCAACCCACUUCUAAUAAAAUUGUAAGAUGAGGUGGUCUGGCUCUUAGAUACAUUUAAUAAAGAAAUACUUUUUUUUUGUUUGUUUACAAUCUGUAAACAUUUCAGCUGCAAUUUUCUGAACAGUUAUCACCUUAAUAAAAAUUCU
This is a messenger RNA of Salarias fasciatus (jewelled blenny), 2733 nucleotides long. RefSeq names its product endoplasmic reticulum oxidoreductase 1 alpha (gene ero1a). Gene Ontology annotation, cellular component: endoplasmic reticulum membrane; endoplasmic reticulum. The record is from RefSeq and is a predicted model, not a curated record. Lineage: Eukaryota; Metazoa; Chordata; Actinopteri; Blenniiformes; Blenniidae. Gene Ontology annotation, molecular function: thiol oxidase activity; FAD binding; protein-disulfide reductase activity. The transcript has 15 exons. Bases 114 to 1490 code for a protein of 458 amino acids. Gene Ontology annotation, biological process: protein folding in endoplasmic reticulum.